GGCGGAGUCUUGAAAUCACGCUGUGUAGCACCUGGAGUAAUGUAGAUGUUGAAUGAUAUUGGUCUGGAUUUUUAGAAAAGCAUAAACUGAAAAUAAUUAGCGUAAUAUGUAGUUUUCAUUCAGGCACUAUUAUAUGUUAAAGUUUUGUUUUUACGACGUGGUGUCCAGUCUGCAUACGUUUUAACAAGUUGACUAAGUUAGCUACGUUAGCUAGCCUGCCAUGCUUUGCCGAAGGACAUCUGCGUGACUGAUGCUGGUAAGCGCUCGUUUAUUGAAUUGCCAUAAUCCAGUUUCCUCAAAGUUGACCAUCCAGUCACAGUAACUGUAGAGCCAUUUAUGUAUUUUCAUUUUAAGAACAUGGGGACUUGGAAUUUGGCUUGUCGGUGUUCCAGGAUGUUCGUCAACAGUAGACUGUUGAAUUUGGUAUCGGAGUCAGACAUGAGAGUGGGUUGUCACUUUGCAUCCUACCAUUGCGCUAGUGCUCUCCUCUGGCCUAAGGACAGCAGAGUCAAACCAGCAGAGGGGUGGCGAAGCAGUGCUAUAACCAGCUCUGGAAUGCGACACAGGCCUGCUGUGUCUGAAGUAGGAAAGUACAAAGCCGAAGGUCAGUCUGAAGACAUGAAGGAUGACCCAGAGACUCCAGCCUCCAGAAAUGUCUGGAGGAAAGAGACCUUAGUAUCCCGGGAGAGGAAGCCCAAUACAGACAGCAGAGUAUCAUCUGAGUUCCAGAGAGGUGCCCCAAUCAAACGGGAGAGGAAGCCCAAUACAGACAGCAGAGUAUCAUCUGAGUUCCAGAGAGGUGCCCCAAUCAAACGGGAGAGGAAAACAAAUACAGACAGCAAAAUGUCAUCUGAGCUCCGGAAGCUCAGCCUGGAUGACUUUCCAGAGGAGUGUGAGAGGCUAGUAAAGGACUCCAGAGAAAGACUGUCCAAAGAAGAACACAAUAAUUAUGAGACGUUGUUUGGUGUGUCUCCCUGUCUCCUGGCUCUUACCCAGGGCAGAAGGAAUGCUCACAGGUUGUUUGUGAAGGAGGGUGAGGCCUCUCGUAGGGCCUCCGUACGACAGGUGUGUGAGGAGGCCCAUAGGCAAGGUGUGCCAAUCCAGAGGGUUAGUAAGAAUGACCUGAACAAGAUGUGCUCAGGAGGGGUUCACCAGGGCUUAUGCCUACAGGCCAGUUUUUUGGGUUUCCUCACUGAGGACAAGACCUCCAAGCCCCCCAGGGACAGCAGUCACAUCCCCCUCUGGCUAGUCCUAGAUAGAGUGCAGGACCCAAUGAACCUUGGUGCCAUCCUGCGUUCUGCAUAUUUUCUUGGGGUGGACGGAGUUGCUAGCAGUCUUCGUAACAGCUGUCCGUUGACACCAGUUGUGAGUAAGGCCAGUUCGGGUGUAAUGGAGGUCAUGAGCGUGUAUGGCUAUGACAGCCUCGUAGAUAUGACGAAGGUGAAAGUGGCACAAGGCUGGCAGGUUAUUGGCACAGUGGGAGCUGAAGCAGAGAACUCCCAUGUUCCUGUCAUGAAAUGUUCCAAAUUCCAGAUGACAAAACCUACGCUUCUGCUGAUGGGUGGUGAAGGGGAAGGUUUGUCCCGGGAGCUGCGUCUGCAGUGUGAGGUCAUGCUCACCAUCCCAUCCCGCAGAGAUCUGCACCCUGGGGUCGAGUCCCUCAAUGUCUCUGUGGCUACAGGCAUCCUGCUGCACUCUCUGUUGUCGUCCCAUAGAGGUGGCCAUUGAUGCCCGACUAAACUACACAACUCAAUGUGUUUACUUUGGAGGCCCUCGCUGGGCUUAAUGACUGGAUUUACUUAAUCAAUUAUCAUUCAGGAUGUCUGAGAGGCCUGGAUGGCUGAGUGAUUGUGCUGGGGCAGCUGAUGUGCCCUGGCUGUGCUGCUCUGCACUGCUUUGGACCUUCAUGCUAGCUACUUUUCUGAAUGGUAACAUAGUAUGAAGUAAUGGAAAAUAAAUAAAACCUUGUCUACUUGCAAAGUUAUUGCAUUCUUUGCAACUUUCUAAUGUUAGCCGCUUGGGUUUUUAAGAUUUUUUACAUUUUAUUUCACCUUUAUUUAACCAGGUAGGCUAGUUGAGAACAAGUUCUCAUUUUGCACAUGUGAAUGUUGAAUCCAUAAAAAUACAAAUGCUUAUGAGAAUGUGGUCCCUGACGAAAGAGCUACUGUUGUGCUGUUAGAAUGGGUCAGUGGCUUCGGUUCAGCUAAAUUGAUUGCAAAUGCUGGUUUUGAAUAGAAAGGGAGGGGGGGAAUGGCCACAGGCUCUGGGCUAUUGCUUCUGGGGAGGGGCUGUUUAAAAUUGAUCAUGGGAACAAGCGGCUGCUAUUGAUAAGCAACAUUUGCCCUUUUAUCACUGUCAGAAUUUAACCAGGGGGCUCAUUUAUAAUUAAUGUGCACACAUGAAUUUGUGUGUGUAUAGUUGAAACAUUAUCACACAUUUUCAGGAUUUAUCAGAAGUUUAAUUGUUAGGACUUGUUCUUUAUUGAGCAUAUAUUUAACAAUUGCCUCAGACCAUGCUUAUGAGUUAGAUUUACAUAUCUGUUUUUGUUACAAUCUGAACCUAUAAUUUCAAGGAUUGCAUGCUUACAUCCAUUGAAAUAUGUUUUUGUGGGAAUGUAAUUAUCUCUACAGUGUAAAUACUCUCCUACAACUCAGAACAGUGCAGUGGAAGCUGAUGACUCUUUCUAUAUAUAAUUCUAUAUUCAUGAAUAGCUUUAUUAUAAGCAGGCUUAUUUGUUAUUUCCCAGUGUGCUGCAGUGUUUGGCCAUACAGAGAGAGCUGAGGAGGGGCUGUGAAUUGGCCUGAGGUACUUGGUUACUUAUACAAAAAUAUAAACUUAACAUGUCAAGUGUUGGUCCCAUGUUUCAUGAGCUGAAAUAAAAGAUCCC
Molecule: messenger RNA, 2887 nt
Organism: Oncorhynchus masou masou (cherry salmon)
Lineage: Eukaryota; Metazoa; Chordata; Actinopteri; Salmoniformes; Salmonidae
Product: rRNA methyltransferase 1, mitochondrial-like
Exons: 5
Coding region: 337-1728 (463 amino acids)
Biological process (GO): rRNA methylation
Cellular component (GO): mitochondrion
Molecular function (GO): RNA binding; rRNA (guanine) methyltransferase activity
Source: RefSeq, a predicted model, not a curated record